Nematolebias whitei (Rio pearlfish) is the source of this 698-nucleotide messenger RNA. RefSeq names its product chromosome 23 C1orf115 homolog (gene c23h1orf115). The transcript has 2 exons. The record is from RefSeq and is a predicted model, not a curated record. The coding region runs from base 17 to 370 and encodes 117 amino acids. Lineage: Eukaryota; Metazoa; Chordata; Actinopteri; Cyprinodontiformes; Rivulidae.
UGAGAGGGAGGGAGGGAUGGGAGCGCAGGAACAGGAGGAGGACAGCGCUCCUUCAGAGGGGAAGAAGCAACAAAAAAGUUCGAAAGAUGUUUAUUUCUGCGUCCUGCCAGACAAAUAUGAACCGCUGAUCGAAGAGGAGGAGGAGGAAAAAGAGACAGAGGAGGAGAGAAGGAAUAGAAAGCAGGAGAAGAAGCAAAAGAGGAAGAACAAAUACAAGAAAUACAGAAAGAACUUGAGGAAGGCGCUGAGCUUCAGUUGGCGCUGCUUGCUCGCGGGCCUGCAGAGCAUGGCGUCCACCUACUCCACACCGCUCUCUGCUGUGGCCACCGUGGCGACGGAGAUGAACCUAGCCGGCAGCAGCAAGGCAUGAUGGGAUGCAGGCGACAUUGGGACCCUUGGAUUAAAAACAUGAUACUAGUGUUUACUUUAAUCUGUGUGGAUUAGUGUUUUUAUUUUCCAUUAUUAGUGAAACACGUUCUGAGUCACACGUAUCAAAUAAAUGUUUUAUUAAACAGUCUGCGGAGCUGCUUUCCAGAUCCUCUUCAUCAGGUCAAUACGAAAAAUAAAUCCUAACAUUCAUCUUUUCCUUUUUAUUAGUUUCCUCAUUUUUAUAUUGAUUUUUUUUUACAUCUUCUGUGCAUCUUCCAUGUUUAUUCCUUUCCAUUUGGUUUCCUGAUAGAUUUAUGUUUCUUUCCACA